CUGCGCAGACUCAGUAGGGGCGGUUUUGGGGUUGGUAACACAUCCGGAAGACAGAUGGCAGACAGAAACUAAACAGAAAUGUUCUCGGUGAAUUAAGACGCGUGUAAAUAGUCGACUGAGCUUAUUUCAGCAUAUUUCCUCGUUGAAAGCUACUUUAUACCAGGAGAGCCUCCAUGAGGAAACAGCGCAAGAAAUAGUCAAAAGUCCUGCAGGAGCAACAAGCUCUUUUUUUUUUCCACUGAGAGAAGGUGGCAAGUAACGGCGACACUCACCUGAAGCGUGGGCACAGCAGGUCUAUGAAACGGUGAAUCAUGAGAUUAACAGGCCCCCUGAGAGCUGUGGCUGUGCUCCUGUUGGUCGGGCUCACUUGGCUUUUGGCAAACACUUUAUUUGGUGGGGAGAGUGGUUCAUCUGUGCGAUAUUUCUUCAGUGGUGCAAGCGAGGAACCAACACCUGCAGAACCCCGUCCUCGAAGGUAUAAAUGUGGACUUUCAGCUCCAUGUCCUCCAAAACAUUUGGCUUUCCGCCUGGUGUCUGGUGCUGCCAACGUCAUCGGGCCCAAAAUCUGCCUGGAGGACAAAAUGUUAGUGAGCAGUGUGAAAAACAACGUUGGCCGAGGACUAAACAUAGCUUUAGUCAAUGGGGUGACAGGAGAGCUCUUGGCCACGAAAACCUUUGAUAUGUGGGCAGGAGAUGUUUCUGACCUGUUGAAGUUUCUCCGGCCGCUCCAUGAAGGAACACUCGUGUUCGUGGCUUCCUUUGAUGAUGCAGCUACAAAGAUGAAUGAUGAGUCCCGGCGACUGUUUGAGGAGCUUGGGAGCACGGCAGUGAAGGAGCUGGCCUUUAGAGACAGCUGGGUGUUUGUUGGAGCCAAGGGCAUCGAGAAUAAGAGUCCCUUUGAGGAGCGAAUGAAGAACAGUAAGAGCAGCAACAAGUAUGAAGGUUGGCCAGAGUCUCUGGAGAUGGAUGGCUGUAUUCCUCUGCGCGCACCCCUGGAAGGAUAAUACGCCUGAUACUGUCUAAUGCACACUACAUGAACACCCGGAGCGACAGUGGUCGAUCCAGAUGACUCUUAGAAAGCAAAGGAACUGCUGGACCAAGAUCUGGGCCACAAACAUUUAACUUUCUCUGUCGUGGCAGAUGUGCGAGUUGACUGCAAAGAUUGUCUCGGGACGUGAUAUGUUUAAAAUUGCUGGAACCUGUUAGAGGACUGUUUAGAUUUGUGCAUAAAGCUUUGUGAGCCACUUUUUUUUUGACCGGAAUGUUUUAGAAGCAAGAAAAAUGUUUAUGUUGGGUUAAGGGUAACUCGACAGGCCAAAUGUUUGAUGACCAAAGUGUAAGAGCGACAAGUGAAUGAACAUAGCUGAAGAAGGUCUUCCAAAGACAUUGUAGGAUAAUAAAUAUAUUCCCAAACUGCAGCCCUGCCGGUGGGGUGUCGGUAAUCUGGAACGGAAUAUGAAGCACUUCUGCAUCAUUUGAUGUUCAGCAGGAAAAAGACACACCAUACUGGUUUUUAACUAAGACAAUGGUAAACCAUUUCCAUGUCAGCAUAGGAAAAACAUGUGAGGUAGUUUAAAUGUCCUAAGCCCUAGAUCUGUGGACAAAUUUUAUAUUUGAAUCCAUUAAUAUAUUUUCAUCCUGUGAUAUUGUUAUGCCUCGUGUUAGCUGCAAUUGUUUCCUUAGAACUUGAUGCACUGCAGUUUUUGCUUGCCACACGUUUACAUGUCAGAUUUGGCCAUGAUCAUUUUCCUUUGAUAAAACUAUUUAUUUUUAAUACUUUAUUAGAAAACACAGCCGAUUCAUAGUGUGAAUUAAUCAUAACACUAUCCAUGGUUUUAAUGUUUUCUCAGGCCUGAAGACAACUUUUCACUGAGUGCUUUAUUUAAGAUUCAACAUAAAUGCGUGGUUGUGUAUGUUGUUGUUGUUGAGUGUAUCCACCGGGCUUCCUGCAAGCCUUACAUGUAGGAAACUUAUAGAAAUAAAAAAAUAUUAUUUUCUAUCUAUAAUUAGAAUUCAAUUUAGCUGCUUUGUUUGAAAUCUAAAUGUAAAGAUUUUUCUACAAAGCAUCACACUCUGUCUUUAUAUUGUGACAAUGAUUCUAAUGAAUAAAAAUGUCCAAAUAUG
Molecule: messenger RNA, 2124 nt
Organism: Larimichthys crocea (large yellow croaker)
Lineage: Eukaryota; Metazoa; Chordata; Actinopteri; Sciaenidae
Gene: fam3a
Product: FAM3 metabolism regulating signaling molecule A
Exons: 10
Coding region: 312-1004 (230 amino acids)
Source: RefSeq, a predicted model, not a curated record